CCCUCGUAUGUUUUCAUUUUUUUGUUUUAAUUUUCUCCUUUUGCUCUCUCUCUCUCUCAUCAGAGCGAAAUCUCAGGAGGUUUCGGCCCCCACCACCUCUCCCCCAUCACUCGCCCCACGUAAUCCGGAAUAUUAUUAAUUGAUCAAAGCAGAAAUCGAGAAAUGGAAAGAUUAAUCGUAAAAAUUUAGCCCGAAGAUUACGUGUUCUCGCAAGAACCUCGGAUUCCGACAGUUGUAAGGUGAGGAAACUGGAGAUGGUGUUUAAUGUUGGGAAAAAGGAUUCGUAGGAUUUGCUGAGGAGUUUUUAUAGGAAGUAGUUUAUAAAGGGAGAACAGGCGAUUGGAAAGGGAGAGAAUAUGUCGGGUUUCGUCGGUGUUUUGGUCUCCGAUCCAUGGCUUCAGAGCCAAUUCACACAGGUGGAGCUUCGAGGGCUCAAAUCCAAGUUUCUCUCCGCGAAGAGAGAAUCCAGCCAUGUAACGGUUAAAGAUUUGCCCCCAUUGAUGGCGAAAUUGAAGGGCCUCAAUGACGUGCUAACCGCGGAGGAGAUUGGCACCAUUCUUGGCGAGUCCUACCAAGAUGAUAGCCAGGAGAUUGAGUUUGAAUCGUUCCUUCGGGAAUAUUUGAAACUUCAAUCUCGGUCGGGUGCUAAGCUCGGCAGCACGAAGAAUUCCUCUUCGUUCUUGAAAGCCACCACCACUACACUCUUGCACACGAUUAAUGAAUCAGAGAAGUCAUCUUAUGUGGCGCACAUCAACAGCUAUCUCGGAGAGGACCCGUUCUUGAAGAAGUAUCUGCCGUUAGACCCCGCAACAAAUGAUCUGUUCAAUCUUGUGAGGGAUGGCGUUCUCUUGUGUAAAUUGAUCAAUGUUGCUGUGCCCGGGACGAUAGAUGAGAGAGCGAUUAACACAAAGCGGGUUCUCAACCCAUGGGAGAGAAAUGAGAAUCACACUCUUUGCCUCAACUCUGCAAAGGCUAUUGGAUGCACUGUUGUUAAUAUUGGGACACAGGAUUUGGUCGAAGGGCGACCUCAUUUGGUUCUUGGUUUGAUAUCUCAAAUUAUAAAGAUACAACUAUUGGCUGACCUGAACCUCAAGAAGACACCCCAGCUGGUGGAGUUAGUGGAAGAUGACAACAAGGAUGUGGAGGAGCUAAUGAGCUUGGCACCAGAAAAGAUGUUACUUAAAUGGAUGAAUUUUCAUCUCAAGAAAGCAGGCUAUAAGAAAACUGUCAGCAAUUUCUCUUCUGAUGUGAAGGAUGGAGAAGCCUAUGCUUACCUUCUUAAUGCUCUUGCCCCUGAGCACAGUUCAACAACUACCUUGGAUACUAAGGAUCCAAAUGAGAGAGCUAAAAUGAUUCUCGAACAAGCAGAGAAGUUGGAUUGCAAAAGAUACCUGACUCCUAAGGAUAUCAUUGAAGGUUCUCCUAAUUUGAACCUGGCAUUUGUUGCCCAAAUUUUCCAGCACAGGAAUGGUUUGUCCACCGACAACAAAAAGAUUGCAUUUGCACAGAGUACGCCUGAUGAUGUCCUUAUAUCUAGGGAAGAGAGAGCCUUUCGGCUGUGGAUCAACAGUCUUGGAAUUGUUACUUAUGUAAAUAAUUUGUUUGAAGAUGUCAGAAAUGGAUGGGUUCUUUUGGAGGUUCUUGACAAAAUUUCUCCAGGAUCAGUUAAUUGGAAGCAAGCAUCAAAGCCGCCAAUAAAGAUGCCAUUCCGGAAAGUAGAAAACUGCAACCAAGUUAUAAAACUUGGGAAGCAGUUAAAAUUUUCUUUAGUGAAUGUUGCUGGAAAUGAUAUCGUACAAGGAAAUAAAAAGCUAAUUCUUGCUUUUCUUUGGCAGCUAAUGAGAUUUAAUAUUCUCCAACUACUGAAGAACCUGAGAUUCCACUCUCAAGAAAAAGAGAUAUCAGAUGCUGAUAUCCUGAAUUGGGCAAAUAGUAAGGUGAAGGCAUCAGGCAAAACUUCUCAGAUCGAAAGUUUCAAGGAUAGGAACCUAUCAAACGGGAUAUUUUUUCUCGAGCUCCUUAGUGCUGUGGAGGCAAGAGUAGUUAACUGGAAGCUAGUUACCAAGGGUGAAGAUGAGGAGGAAAAGAAGUUAAAUGCCACAUACAUUAUCAGUGUUGCUAGAAAGCUCGGAUGUUCUGUCUUUUUGUUGCCAGAGGACAUCAUGGAGGUAAAUCAGAAGAUGAUCCUCACGCUUACUGCUAGCAUCAUGUAUUGGAGCCUGCAGAAACAACAACCUGCAGGACAAUCCGAAGCCUCAGAUAACUCUGAGCUCUCUGCUGAGACUCCAGAGAUCCCCAGCGAGGAUUCUGCUUCUCAGAAGGCCCCGUCCUCGGAUGGAGAAGGGAGUGCUGUUGCCGAAAGUAUUUCAAACUUGUCCAUUGACGAUGCCACUUCAAGCACCUCAGUAGAAAACGGCAACGAAACGGCUUGAGGGAGGGUUUCUGUUCCAACCAACCACUGAAAAGCUACACUAGAGGGAAGUUGCCUUCUACAGCAUUUACAGUUUAUUCAGUUAAUUCAUACUCUCUACAUGCCAAAUAGCAUCUGCAUUCUUUCUAGCAAGAAAUUCUCACUACAGGGAUUAAAAAGGGUCUCUUAUAUAGCUUUACAUGUUAUUUUUGUAGUAAUGAGAAAAUCUGUCAAUAUGUUGUUAUAGGUUUUCCAUUUAUUAUAGGUAUUCUUUGGUCAAAUCUUAUUCUGUUUCAUGUUGUUGUUGAAUGAUGUUAUAGGUUUGCGAUUGUAAUUUUUUACAGGCGUGUAAUUGUUACGCUGUUAUCGUGCUAGCUUCUGAUUGCUGUACUAUUUGUUUAAAUUUCAUCAGUUUGUCACUGAGAAGAGAGUACAGCGCAGGGUGUACUAAAUGCUUUGAUAUUGCUAUGUAGCGUGAAUCAGUUUGGACU
Messenger RNA from Ananas comosus (pineapple), 2901 nucleotides. Its product is annotated as fimbrin-4-like. Gene Ontology annotation, molecular function: actin filament binding. NCBI's taxonomy places the organism in Eukaryota, Viridiplantae, Streptophyta, Magnoliopsida, Poales, Bromeliaceae. Gene Ontology annotation, biological process: actin filament network formation; actin filament bundle assembly. Bases 357 to 2432 code for a protein of 691 amino acids. Gene Ontology annotation, cellular component: actin filament bundle; cytoplasm; actin filament. The record is from RefSeq and is a predicted model, not a curated record. The transcript is spliced from 15 exons.